UCCAUUUGCGACUUCUGUCUUCAAUGUACCCUCAACGAUGAAGUUCGUAUUUUUCUUGUCUUCCUUCGUUCUGCUACAACUGCUGGUAGCUAUCGAAGCGACGAGUUGUGUGUCAUGCCACUCCGUGGAAGAUCCGAAAUGUGUGGAAUCGAACUACACCACACACACCAAGGACUGCAACGGUGCGAACCCAUGUGCGGUGUCCAUUAUUGCGCAAACGGGACACACAUUCCGGGGCUGCGCCGCUGAUCCGGAAUGCUACGAUAAUGAACUGUGCGAAACGUGUGAUGGAGAGAGCUGUAACAGCGGCGUUUAUCCGCCCGAUCGGAGAUCCUGUGUGGAGUGUUCUUUGGCGGAUGCCAACUGCCGGAACAUAACGAACCCUCAGCAAUUCAGCGAAAUUUGCAGGUUGCACUUUGACAACGACGCUUGUGUGACGCUUUUCGAUGGGUAUGACCCUGCUACCAGAGGGUGUUUGUCGAGUCUCGAAGCGACUGAAAAGGAUAAAUGUGACAUCCCGUUGGGGGAAUGUGUUCUUUGUGCGGGGGAUAACUGUAAUGUGGUCAACGUUCGACCAGAUGAGAAGUGUUUGCAGUGCGAUUCGCGAGACGUGAAUUGCAAAAAUGCAACCCACGAUGCAACGGCUUGUCGGGAAAUCUCCUCGGGUAAAUGUUAUUCUAAGAUACUCACAAGUUGGAACAGUGCCGUAGAACAGGAUUAUGGUACAACAAAGCGCGGAUGCUUCUCUGAACUGUCCUCCACGGAUAUCGCUCGAUGUUUCUCGCCCUAUUGCGCCAUUUGCUCCGGACAAGGCUGCAAUCGAGAUCAACUGAUCGUAUUGAAUUCCUGCAAAACCUGUACCUCGGAACUCAAGCCGGCUUGUGUCAGAGAUCCAUUUACUGUUGCCGACAAGAAGUGUUCGGAGGGUGACAACGCAUGUGCGACGGUCAUCAACGCUACCACCGGGCAUCUUUUCCGGGGUUGUUCCACCGAACGGGAAUGCGUGGAUGCUGGCGACGAUUGCGUGAAAUGUGAUGCAUAUAGGAACUGCAACUUUCUGCGCUAUCCGGAAGGUCGUCUAGAAUGCAGUAUCUGCGAAACCUCGCACAAUGCGAGGUGCGCGACGCUUCCUUACGAUAGGCAGUUUUGGAACCCUUGUUUGAGACAUUUUCCCGAGGAUCAAUGUGUGACGAUCUUCGAUGGUUUCCGGGUCGUUAGGCGGGAAUGCAUGUCGGGAAUCGAUGAGAGUGAUCGUGCGAAAUGUGACGGGAAGAGUAGCGAGUGCGUUGUUUGUAGUGGCGUUUACUGCAACAAGAUCACGGUUCGGAAGGAUGACAGCUGCUUGCAGUGCACUUCGGAUGCUCCCAAUUGCGCUAAUGGUCUGAAGGUGUCGACGGUUUGCAGUACUGUGUCCGAUGGGAUCUGCUACAAUCGAUUGGACGAGGACGGGAAGCUUCAUCGGGGAUGCCUCUCUGAUUUGAACGAAGAACAGCAGGAACAAUGUCAAGAUCCGAGCAAUACUUCUUGCGUCACCUGCUCUGGCGAGGGAUGUAACAAGAGCCAGUUCCCGGUCGAUGGAUUGCGUUGUGUAGAGUGUCAUAGUGAGAAAGAUCCAAAAUGUGCUCAGCAACAAGAUGAAGAUUCAAUGGUGGCCAUAUGUUCAAUACAGCUAAGCGAUGGAAAAUGUUUUACCAGACUAAAUGAGGAUGGAACCGUUGAUCGUGGCUGCUCGACUUCACUCAACACCCCUUGUGAUUCUGAGCACAACGUGAGCUGUGUUACGUGCGAAGGUUCUACUUGUAACAACUACCUUUACCCAGAAAAUAGAAGGUUUUGUUUCCAAUGCAAUGCCUUGUACGAUAAAACCUGUGGGUUGGGGCAGAACGAUACAAGCGCUGCAAUGGUUUGCCGGAGGUAUGCGGAAAAUGACAAGUGCUACACUCUGCUAGAGCAUGGGAAUGUUACUAGAGGCUGCGCGUCGGAUUUUGACGUGGACAUCUGCCAGGGUUUGGAGAGAACCCAGUGUCAGAUUUGCGAUUCGAAUCACUGCAACAGCAUAUCCGAGGUUGGGUUGCGUUCGGUUGCUACGAAAUAUACCGUGAGUGUACUUUACAUUAUCCAACUAGUGCUAAUUCAAUUGAUUAUAAUUCAAUAAAAAUGAUAUUAAAUGUUAAUAAAACAAAAUUUAAACGAACAUCAUUCG
Messenger RNA from Toxorhynchites rutilus septentrionalis, 2203 nucleotides. Its product is annotated as variant-specific surface protein VSP4A1-like. The coding region runs from base 38 to 2155 and encodes 705 amino acids. The transcript has 4 exons. Lineage: Eukaryota; Metazoa; Arthropoda; Insecta; Diptera; Culicidae. The record is from RefSeq and is a predicted model, not a curated record.